Messenger RNA from Xylona heveae TC161, 1954 nucleotides. RefSeq lists its product as hypothetical. The record is from RefSeq and is a predicted model, not a curated record. Bases 222 to 1814 code for a protein of 530 amino acids. The transcript has 5 exons. Lineage: Eukaryota; Fungi; Ascomycota; Xylonomycetes; Xylonales; Xylonaceae.
AAGCAUUGCAGAUCGACUUUCGCGCCAUACUUUGAGUAUAGGGAACAUAUUCCCAAGCUUCAUCUGUCUCCGUUUAUCCGCCUUCAGGGUUCUUUUCUAUCACCAUACAGUCUUUCAGCGGGCACUUUGCUUUAAUCUUUCUGUCUUUUAAGCUCUAGAGCACGGUCUCUGAGUUCUUCAACCUUCUUUUAAUUUAUUACUUCUCUUUCGCCCGGCGUGAGAUGUCAGACGGUGCCCGUCAUUUGCAGAUACAGCCAGGCACCAUUGGAGACGAUCAGAAAACCGUUCAUAUCACUGUCAGACCACGCACCUCUUCGACCUCAUCUCUUCCUUCUCUUAGAACCCCUAGGACCGCUCGCUUCUCCGAGGCCACGGCUGUCCAUUCCCCGAUUGAAAUGUCCAAGAUGUCUGAAUCCCCCUUUGCCGACCCUCGGCCGGGUUCCAAGGAGUCAUCAGACGCCACCGGACCUUCGGCUGUUGGUUUUGGAUAUCUCUCUGAAGCCGAUGCACACCGUCAUGAUACUGUGCCAACAAUGCCUCAAGAAGGCGAAGUUACCACUCGAUACUUGAAUGCUCCUGCCAGUCCUCUCAAGAGUGCGCUCAAGAGUCCAGGAACACCUGGCCGACGGCUCGAAAACCCGUUAAGCCCGACCUUUAGAGAAGAGCAAAUACUCGAGAAGCAAGAAGAAAGAACGGAGAAGCAAAACGCUCGCGAUCUGAAAGUGAAAGCGCGCGUCCGAGUUGCCAAGCUAUUCCUUAGAACUGUCAAUUUCAGCUGUAGCUUGAUUGUUCUUAGUAUGCUUGCUGCUACCUUUACCAUCUUCAACGCUACAAAGACUUUGCCGAAGAGAAACAAUCUGCCUCCUUGGGCGCUUGGCCAAAAGAUUUGGCCACAAGUGGUGCUGCUUUGCAUGGCCACUAUAUCCCUCUUUAUGUCGCUGGUCGUCUUCUAUGGAUAUUGGAGAGGUGGCCACAAGCGUGCUGAAAAGGUUGCGGUUUAUUACACCGUCUUUGCUGUCUCGUUCUUCGUCUUCAGUGUCGUCAUGUGGGGCAUUGGCGCCGCCAUUCUCAAUCAAAGCAGACAAACUGGAAACAACAAAGACAUGUGGGGAUGGUCUUGCGUCGACAAUGAACGGAAAAGUCUUUUUGAAAAGGAGGUCAAUUAUGCGCUGGUCUGCAGAAUGCAGAACUGGUCUCUCGUUUGUGCCUUAAUCGAGAUUGUGAUUGAGCUCCUCACCAUCCUUAUCUACGCGGUUGUCUUCUACCGCUUCUACUCCAAGAACCGACUUCGGAAAUCCAUGGACCUCCGCGACAGAGCUCGCAGCGACCUCUACCUGGCUCAGCUCCGCUCGCAAUCUGCACCAAACACUCCUGGCUUCAUGAAGUCGCCCAUGUCGGCCACAUUUGCCAUCCACGAUCCGCAUGAUGCUGCAGAGCAGGGCGAUAACAUACAGUAUGCCCAGAAGAACCAGUCUUUCUCUCAGCCCAAGCCCUUCACUCUCCAGCCUCCACCGAUCCGCGUCCAAAAUGCCACCCCGCAAAUCCAGCAAAACGGGUUCGAGGCUCCUCCUUCAUCUGCACCUGCACCUGCGCCUUUGUCCCAGCAUGCUCCUGUCGCUCCUGGCGAGCAGCAGUACGAUGCUGUUCCUAUCCCAGGCGCAUAUGCUAGCCCCUUGUCCAGCCCGUCAUAUGCUCCUCCUCCUCAGUCGAUGCAGCACGGCCAGCCAGGGCAAGCAUACACCGCCGAGUCCAGGAUUGACAGCAGGCCUGCCAGCCCGGAGCAAGCAUACGUCCACAAGGCUAGAUUUGCAUGAAAGGCAAGACACGAUCACGGUUAUGGGCAAGUGGGAAAAUGGGCAAAUGGGCAAAUGGGCAGCAUAAAUGGGUUUUGGAUGCAGACUAACGUUGACCGUUAAAAUCUUUCUAUGCUAUUUCAGAGAAUACACUAUAAAUC